CCUUCAUCGAGAUCUUGUUGUUGGGAUUAGUCCGAAUAUUAUGAGCUUUUUGGAGUCUAACCUACCUUAACAAUAGACGUUGUAACAUCCAACUAAAUGGGGAAAGUCAAGAAAAGACCGGAGUUGCUGCACUGCAGCAAGUCACACAAUAUACUGCGCAAUUUAAUGCUGAGAGAUUUUGGGUUACACACAACGCAUAAGACCAGUACGCGUGAACUGGAGCCGAUUGCUGAGGCCAAUUUUGUGUUGAGGGACCACAAGGAAUUGAAAUGUGAAUUACCUGGUUUUCCUAGAGCCACUUUUCUAAUGGUUUUCAGUCCUGAUGGGACCAUGGUAGCUUCUACGCAUGGAAAUCACAAUGUUUAUAUCACGGAAAUUACAACGGGAAAAAAUAUUAGAACCUUGUCUGGACAUCCACGUACUCCCUGGUGCAUAGCUUUUCACCCGUCCUCCAGUCAGAUCUUAGCAUCCGGCUGUCUAGGAGGUCAAGUUCGCGUGUGGGAUUUAAGUGUGAGUAUGGGAUUAUAUAUUGUUAUCGCUUCGCUCGCGUUCCAUCCUUUUGAAAGAUUGUUAGUUAUAGCCACAUAUAAUGAAAUUCACUUUUGGGACUGGAGUAAGUCUCAACCUUUUGCUGUAACCGCUACAAAGACUGACAAAGAAAAAGUGAGAUAUGUAGCAUUUGACAGUUUAGGAAGAAAAUUAAUCACAGGUAUCGCAAAUACGCCUCAAGUACAAUCACAAUGGGAUCGGGCUCCUGUCGGACAGUUACUUAGAACUAGUUUGAUGUAUCAGCCACGAGAAAAUUUCCCGGAUAUCGAACUUUCACCUUUUCACUUGUGGAAUCAUGGCUCUUUUUAUGGAAGAGGAUCGGCGGACAGCAAUACUGCAGAUAGAACUUCUCGUGCGUAUCUGUUUAUGCGCAGAGGCCACGAAAUGUCCAGUUUCUCGCGAUUCGCCAAUCAACAAUUUAGGAACAGUACGCGACAAGAAGCGCGGUUUCAGCGGCGACGAAAUCUAUCUGAAGAACUGAAUCAAACUAGGGAAACUACAUCUCCAAGCAUUACGAGAAAUCCACCUCGUCCGACUGGUAAUCCAGCAAACACGGACAAUGUUGAUAAUAGAUCAGCGGAUGACAGUAACGAUGACGAUUUGCCGAGCUCGCUAAGAAGCCGCGAUCGAGAAUCUAAUACAAUAAACGACUCUCAUCCCAGGGAUGAGUUAUAUGAACGAUUAAAUAAUGUGUGGGUCGGUGUGGACGAAAGAUUGCGUGGAACCAACUCUCAAGAUCCGGAGAGGAGAAUAAAUUUAUGUUACAGAGAUCUUGUCGAUCAAUACGUGACGCUUGUAAGACGUUACUUUGACGUUUCUAGAAAUAGAGAUACGAUUGAUCGUGGUACUGAUCCUAUGGAUAUGCCGGAAGCAUCAUCUUCUAAUUCCGAGGAGUCUAGUAAUAGAAACGAAUCAGCGACUGAAUUAUCUAUACGAAGAUUAAGAAAUGAAUUGAAUUCCAGCGCACGAGCGAACAAUACGAACCUGGAGAGGUUGCAACGAUGUCAACGAUUAUUGAUGGAACGUUCCGAGCAAGAGGAAAUCGGGACCACCCUUCAAAAUUUAAGAGAGGCUCUGAAUGCUGCCGCCGAAAAUAAUAGUUCGUGCUUGGUACGAUUGCAGAAAUUGCGAAAGAGACUGCAGCGGCAGACCGCGACUUUAUUCGAGCAUUCUAACAAUCGUAACUCUCGCCUUCAGUUGCUUCGAAACGCUCUGAAUGAUGAAAUUGAAGCACUUAAUAAUAUGGAGGCACAGUUCACUAAUACGAGCUCUAGAAUUGAACGGCUGCGGGACGAAUUUACGAUGUAUGGUAUUCUGCCACGUAAUCGGCAUAUCGUGACUGAUUCUUCACAAAUGAAUUUAAGUAAUGCCGAAUGGAGAACUCUUACGUCAAAUGAUGGACAAAUGCCCAGUACUAGUUCUAUGCCAUCAGUGUUGUCUUCGAGAUUACACGAUUUAGAAUCCAAUGUGCUCCCUGGCACAAGUUACGUCCAAGAGAAUGAAGAGCGUGGCACUUCGUGGUCCAAUGCCAACAAUAGUGAAAAUGCUAGUACUUCAUCGAGAAGUACUGGAAGAGCAACAAGAAGACGAUUCAAUGACUUGAACACGGAGGACGAGCCACCGAGGCAACGAAAGCGGAAAUUAGGUCCUAUUGAGUUUUCUAUGCCUAUGCCGUUAUCCUACAUUGAAGACAGCUCAUCUUCGAGCGACGAAGGUUAUUCACGAGCAUCAACAUCCCGUAAUGGCGCAUCUAAUUUUACAGUUUCAACUCAUUCAGCGUUUCAACCAAAUGUACCUAAGUCUGUUGCUCAACGAAUGAGCAGCAGCUCACAAAAUCAAGAGACGUCAACUAAUUCUUCCAGAUUGGAUGAAACAGAUAGGAAUAAUUUACCUGUUAAUUUAAAUAACGAAUCGAACGAAGAUAAUGACCAGGAUAAUAGGACAUCAAGGACCAUGCGAAAUACACAAGAAACGAGAUCUCAAGAACUCAGUCGCAGACAAGGAAAUUCACCCUUACUCAGGAGAGUGAUAGAUGUUCUACAAAUUCUUCGAAAUUUACACGCGGAUCGGAUGGAAAACAAUAAUACUACUCAACAAGUAUUACUAGACGACUCGGAGAAUGGAUAUUGGCUGCUCGAAGAGAAUAGUAAUUCAGAUUCAAAUUUGGAUGAUACAAAUUCCAAUACUAAUUCGAACUCUCGUCGAUGGACCAGUCGAUGGAUACGACUGGAUACUUCGAGCAGAAAUUCAGAAUACCCUAACGAUUCACCGAAUGAGCAGUCUCUAUCGAGACCUUUUUCGGAAGACGUAGAACAAAAUACCAAUGAUAGACACAGAGAACAGAGGAACCAAUUGUCGCCCGUGUCUGCAAAUCCUACUCGUUACGAACAACCGCCAUUGUUUCCGUUUAGAAGCUUACGAGAAAACCAAUCCCAAAGAUUAGAACAAAAUCAAACGCCCAUUAUCAGCAGCUCUGACAGUACUUCGCUUCAAACACAGACAUCUAAUUCAGACGCAACGCAUACGACAUUAGCAGGAUUUACGGAGUUGUCAAGAAUGGUUAACGAUCCCGUUGUAACGAGAAUCGCUAAUGUAACUAGCCGCGAGGAUGAAUCGACAGUGAGCGACAGGCAACAACCACCACCACCACUACCACCACCACCACCACCGCCACCACCGCCAUCACAACAACAACAACAACAACAACAACAACAGAACCAAGACCAACGAAAUGCAGAUGAUCCGGAUCUCGACUAUGUUAUAGAUCCAAUAAUGCUUGGUGCUGAUAAUAUAGAUCCAAGAGAGAGUUCACUAGGAGUUCGGCAAGGAAUUCAAUUGCUCAAUCGUCACAUCAAUAACAUCAAUAACAUGCACCGUUUGUGCCGAGCACGUUUAGAAAUAGUUCAGCUGUGUCAAGUGCGCAAAAUGUGGGAGGAUCUGCAACGACAGAUACGAUCGUUGCAUGUGACGGUCCGUGUAGAAAGGCAGAACGACAACCAAACAGAGACGCAACGAGACAACGCUACCAGCAAUCCCGGUCCAUCAACGUCGGUUGCAAGUUCGUCUAAUGAAUCGGCGAGGAAUUUUAAGAAAGCCCUCCUGGAAAACUAUCAGAGAGAAAGCGAGGGCGAUGGUGAUACAAGAUCGUACGAUCAAAGUCAACCGUCAACGUCGAGCGGAGUAACUGGUCUCGAAAGAAAUCACGAGAACGAGCCAAUGUCUAGCACUCGUAAUAUUGAAGAGAGUACCAAUAUAAGUCUCUCGAAUCUAUUACCGAGCGAUACCGAACUACGGCGGAUGCAAUGUCUCAAACUGAAUGAAAUGCUAGACGGGUUGUACGCACGGCUCACCUCGCGCUGUCAGAAUUGCGAUUCACGUGAUACGCGGGCAAUGAAUGAUCACACGUAUUCCAGUUUGACAACCGAUGGCGACGUACAGUUGCCUAGUAUGUCCAGUGUUGUGUCGAAUAUUGGAGCUAACUCGAAUCUGCCAGCGGUUACCGCAAUAACCACAACCGAAUCGGAGCCGUUACCCAGCAUCUCGAGUUUCGUCAGCAGUCUCGAUCGUGCUGGUCCCAGUAGAUCGACCCAGGCAUCGGAUACGAAUAUUGAUUACUCUACAAUCGGCAACAACAACGAUACCAAUGACGAUAAUAAUAUUAAUUUUGAUCCUCCUAUGGAGUAUCCAACAAAUCAACCUGGGACGUCAACUCGUACCACAGCUUCCAUGUCGUUAUACAAAUCUACAAUGGACGGAAUUAAUAGAAUGCAUGGUUUGUCAAGAAACAUGAUGCUAAGAUAUAGAAUGAAGAGAUCGCUAAGAUCGCAUCGUUUUAUGCAACGUCUUAGGUCUCUGUCCACCAAUAAUUCAUUUCGUCAGUGCGAGCAUAUUAGAAGACCGUGGUACUUACGCAGAAAUACUCAGAAUAAUGGCAAUGGCAACAGUAAUAAUGACGGUUUAGAUGUAGAUAUAGAUAUCCGGGAUAGAAUGCUAGGUUCGAAUACGUCUAAACGUCUGCAAAAGAUGAUCCUACGACUAGAAAUGCUGGUUCGACAACAAAGGGCCUUGGCUCGAAACAGCGGCAGAAGGUUAAACGGUAAUAAUCGUCAAUCCGAAACAAACAGAGACAACGAUAAUCGAGAAAUGGAAGAGAUUCGUGAAGCUACAAGAUUGAGAGCUAGACAAGUUCUUGGUUUGAUGGUACGAUCUUUAAUCCAAUUCUUCGAAGUAAGAAGAUCAGGAAACGGAUCCCAAAGUAAUGUUCUCUAUGAGCAGAUGUAUAAGCUGUAUGUAUUGUUACAUCUCGCACUUGAGCUAACAGAUUUAUUGCUGGCGCAGUUAGUAAUAACAAGACGAGAACUAGAAUCUAGUCAAUAUGGACCUUUCCCUUCUGAUUUAUCGGUUGACAACCAAAACAGAAGCGACACGCGCAAUAAUAGUGUUGACAAUAGUCUGCAAACGGAAAGUCCGCGUCGUGCUAACGAUAACGCGCCAAGACGAAACACGUAUAGGGAAAGGUUAUCGAGAAAUCGUGCUGAAAUGCCAAGUGCGGAGGAGUUUCUUUCAUUACAUGGGAAUAACAUACGUUACCGCAUUCUGGCGCGACGAUUAAAAAGGCUAUCUUAUCACCGACGAGCAAUUCAAAUCAUUAAUGGUUUUUCCGGAAAUCAAACUAGCAAUACAGCAGCAGGUAGAUCUAGCGGUAACGGCGACGAUAACAAUUAUGAUGAUAAUACGCAAAACGAAGAUAAUCGACAGUCAACUUCUGAAAACGCCUUGUCAGCAGAAGUACAGAGUAUCGUGGAAAGAAUUCAAAGUAGCAGCUCGAUCGACAACGAUGACCGCAGCGAGACCAGGGUAGGAGUUGAAAAUCAUACGAUGAACGCUGCAAAUGAGUCGCGAAAUUCAAACGAGAGCUAUCGACGGAGUUACAGAAACGCUACGGUAUCUGAGCCGGCGGUCAGACGUAUUAACGAAUCAAGGGAUCCGCAGGAGACCGACUCUGCUACACAUGCCAACGAGAGCUGGAGAAAUUGCCUUGUUUACACUUCAUCAGGAGAUGAACAAAGUGCUAGAUCGUCGCAUCAGAGAUCUCGUUGGACUCGUCAAUAUGCACGGGUUGCGUGUCCGUCAUUGCUCGAGCGUCCUUUCUUGCACAGAUACGGUAACUCUGACUCGAAUAACAAUCGUAGAUUCCCUCAAAGUAGAGAGGGUUCGUCUCUCCGACGAGAAUUUAAUGUUCCCGAGCUACAGGUAAACAACGUGCCCGUGAACGACUUAGAUAAUCUGUCUAGUAAUCCACGAAGAAGGCAAAAUACGCCUCCAACUCCGCCGCAUACGCCUCCGCCGUAUUUGAUUAAUAAUAUUCUCCAUAAUGCUGAUAACAGAAACAACGAUCGGACAAACGAGUCCACAGAUCAGCCAGGACCAAGUUGGGCUGGACAAUCGAACAAUAAUAGAACUCGGGUAUUGACUCCAACGUUCUUAACGUUGUGGCGCAAUCGGGUUGGUCCCACUUGGAUACCUCGCUACACUGAAUUCGUAAAUAAUUCAGGAUUAGUGCAUAAUGUACGAAUCGGAAAUGCUACUAAUUCCAAUAAUGGUGGUAGCGGUGGUGAUGAUGGUGGAGGAGGCGGAGGAAGAAAUGAAGGAAGAGGUGCAGGACAAAGUGGUGGAGUAGGUGGAGGAGGAGGCACUGGAGGAGGAAGAGGAGGAGGAAAACAUAUACCUAUGGGUAUACCAUUCAACCCAGCGUUGGAAAUUCAAACUUAUCGCGUUCAAGCAUGGGACUUCUCCAAUGGUGACAUACCUGAUAUUACAGACUCUGAGAAAAAUGUUGUGGUGCGUGAAUGUAAGAUUCAUAACGAUGCUAGUAUUGAUAUAUCCACGGAUGGAAAAUUACUAGCGACGCUUCUACAGUCGGGUCGUAUUAAUGUGUCGACCACAUUAGGUAUUUACAGCCUACAAUGGGAAACGCUAGGAGAAAAAAUUCAUUCGACCAAUAUUGAUCAAACCGUGGUAUCCGUCUCGAUAUCGCCCACACAACAACAUCUCUUGGUAGGUUUGGCACGCAGGAUUCAUGUGCCCGCUAGGCCUUUUCCAAUGGCUCUGAUUUACAAGCUGAUGGAAAAACAGUCCGACGAUGAGAAGAAUGUUUCGUCGACAGAUCCGACCAUGGAAUUAUACGAUUCCUUCGACGAGAUGCUCGAUGAUAACGUUUCUACGAGUAAUGUUCCAAGACGAAAUAAUAUUACAGCCAACACUUCUAGACCACACAUCCAAAACUGGCGGAUUCGGGAGAGAAACGAGUUUGAUAUGGAUAUAAAACGUCACAGAGAAAGUAUGGUGCUUAUUCGGGAGUUAUUUCAAAACUGCCGGGAGGUCUCCAGUUACCUCAGUCUAAAUUGUAUUAGAUGGGCGCCGCAGCCGGGCCAAGGGAUGGUUUACGCAACAAACACUGGACAAUUAAAUAUCUUGCAGUGAUUCUAUGCCCGUAAUAGAUGAAGAUGGAAGUAAACAUUUUCUUCGUAUUAUAAUGCUUACAAUGAAUGUGUCAUACACGUAAGACGUAAUACAAUAUCGCGGUUCACUCCCUAAAUGAAUUCUUUUUGAUAGAUUUUAAGGAAGAAUAUAUGCCAAGAACAUAUGCCGUGCGGUAAUAAGUUUUUAUCGCAAUUGAUUAUCAAGGCAGAGUGUGUGACAGUGAUAAAUAGCAUGAGACUGCU
This is a messenger RNA of Cyphomyrmex costatus, 7274 nucleotides long. RefSeq lists its product as uncharacterized. Bases 97 to 7032 code for a protein of 2311 amino acids. Gene Ontology annotation, molecular function: protein binding; ubiquitin-like ligase-substrate adaptor activity. Gene Ontology annotation, biological process: mitophagy; autophagosome assembly. Lineage: Eukaryota; Metazoa; Arthropoda; Insecta; Hymenoptera; Formicidae. Gene Ontology annotation, cellular component: intracellular membrane-bounded organelle; Cul4-RING E3 ubiquitin ligase complex. The record is from RefSeq and is a predicted model, not a curated record. The transcript has 20 exons.